This is a messenger RNA of Nerophis lumbriciformis (worm pipefish), 1508 nucleotides long. RefSeq lists its product as uncharacterized. Gene Ontology annotation, cellular component: nucleus. The record is from RefSeq and is a predicted model, not a curated record. Lineage: Eukaryota; Metazoa; Chordata; Actinopteri; Syngnathiformes; Syngnathidae. Gene Ontology annotation, biological process: regulation of gene expression.
GGUUGUCUGGCAGCGUGCAGUACUUCAUGUGUCCACUAGAUGGCAGCAUUUCACCGUCCUUCUCCCCAUUGUGACCGUCGUGGAAGCAAAAAGCAGGACCGAACGUUAGCAAGAUAAACUUGCCUGCGUGCACGUCGAAGCUUAGCUUUAGCUGGCUGCUAACAAAGAGACCAAAACGGAAGUGAUCGACGCGUCGCCGAGCAGAGACAAAAGUGUGAAAGUGUUGCGAUUGCGUGAAAAUGUGCAAAGUGCAAAUGCUGAGAGCGCUGAUGAACCAGCGACUAAGUGACGCCGUGGAGGAGAUAUUUGGACUGUUCGAAGUGAUGAUAGCAGAAUACGAGGAGGAACUUUCCCGAACAAAAGAGGAGAACGAGCGACAACGUCAAAUGCUGGACGCUAUUUUCAAACCAGAAGAUGAAUUACAACGAGCAGAUGUCCCUGAUGAAGAUCUUCCUCCUGAGCAGCAGGAGUGGAACUCCAGGGUGGAGCAGGAGGAGCCAGGCCCGCCCCUCAUUAAAGAGGAAGAGGAAGAGGAGGACCUAGAGGCUCACCACGGUGAAGAGAUGGAGACGGCGCCCGCUCACAGUGAGGUGUGGACUCUGGAGGAGGGGGACUUCACCAAGUUCCCGGUGGUCCGAGUCAUUGUGAACAGUGAAGAGGUUGCGGUCCAAGGCGGAAGUGAGAAGAUGGGAGAGGCGGAGCCUCCGAGCAGCAGUAGCUCAACUCAACACAUAAAAACAGAAGAUGAUAGAAACCAGUCGCAGGCAGGCGAGGCUCCACGCUCGGAUAGCGAGGACUCGUCACGCUCCCCCGACUCCGAAGAUGAAGACUCUAAAGCCGACAAGACACGUCCGGCUGACAACAAGAGCUUGAACUGUCCCGUGUGCGGCAAAAUCUUCACCUACGGCAGUUACCUGACAAGACACAUGAGGAAACACACGGGAGAGCAACCGUACAGCUGCUCGGUCUGUGGCAAAGGCUUCUCGGAGAAGGGCAACCUGAUGAAGCACUCCAGAACGCACACCGGGGAGAAACCCUUCUCCUGCACAAUCUGCAACAAGAGCUUCCGCGAGCCGUCGACGCUGAACAAGCACAAACGGACGCACACGGGGGAGAAACCCUUCAGCUGCUCGUUCUGCGGCAAGACCUUUUCGCAGAGCGAACACAUGAAAAUACACACGAGGAGGCACACCGGGGAGAAGCCGUACACGUGCACCGUCUGCAACAAAAGCUUUAUCGAUUGCUCCACCAUGGUGCGACACAUGAGGACGCACCCGGCGCAGUAACAAGAAGACACGCUGGCGAUUACAACCGGCAAAUAAGCUGCAGGACUGACAAUGUGUGUGUCGCUUUGUCUAACAACUUUAGUUUGAGGACAACAGGGAUGACCUCGUCUUUAUUGUAGACAUAUUAUGUAUAACACUUAGCUGUGAUUAAACGAGCACACUUGUUUUCUAGACUAGAAUUAAGUGUCAAAUAUACACCAAAAUAAAUGUCCUCACACAUGU